Molecule: messenger RNA, 1521 nt
Organism: Phyllostomus hastatus (greater spear-nosed bat)
Lineage: Eukaryota; Metazoa; Chordata; Mammalia; Chiroptera; Phyllostomidae
Gene: MPV17
Product: mitochondrial inner membrane protein MPV17
Exons: 8
Coding region: 102-632 (176 amino acids)
Cellular component (GO): membrane; cytoplasm
Source: RefSeq, a predicted model, not a curated record
CCGGGUCUGCUGUGAGUGGCUCAAGUUUCCGCGCGACCUGGACUCCCACAGCACGUGUGAUAAUUCCAGACCCAGAAGUGACAGGUUCUAUUCUUGGAAGCAUGGCACUCUGGCGGUUAUACCAGCGGGCGCUGACUGCUCACCCGUGGAAAGUGCAGGUCCUGACAGCUGGGUCCCUGAUGGGCCUGGGUGACAUUGUCUCACAGCAGCUGGUGGAGAGGCGAGGUCUGCGGAAACACCAGAUUGGUCGGACCCUGACCAUGGUCUCCCUGGGCUGUGGCUUUGUGGGCCCUGUGGUCGGAGGCUGGUACAGGGUUCUGGACCGGCUCAUCCCUGGCACCACCAAGGUGGAUGCUCUGAAGAAGAUGUUGUUGGAUCAGGGGGGCUUCGCCCCGUGUUUUCUUGGCUGUUUCCUCCCACUGAUAGGGGCACUCAAUGGACUGUCCGCCAAGGAAAACUGGGCCAAACUCCGGCGGGACUACCCUGAUGCCCUCGUCACCAACUACUAUCUCUGGCCUGCUGUGCAGCUAGCCAACUUCUACCUGGUUCCCCUUUACUACAGGCUGGCGGUCGUCCAGUGUGUGGCUGUCAUCUGGAACUCCUACCUGUCCUGGAAGGCACAUCGGUUCUAAGCUUGCCUCGUCCCAUUGCGCCUGCCGUACAGUGACGCAGCUUGACUCCGGCACGGCCCGACGACCUCCUCGGGACGGGCACAUCCGUUUUCAUGGGGUUUGGUUGCUGGUCAGAAUGGGACCAGUCCUCUGGAAUGGCCCGUUUCACUCUAAAGUGUAAACUGACUCCUUUUGAAGUCACUAAAAUCUCUGAGAUGGCCUUACGCCCACCACGCAGCAGGCAUUCCAUACGUACUUGUGGAACCAUAUAGCCUUGGCAGCUUCGGCUUAUUCCCAUGUCCUGGCAAAGGCUGUUUACCCCCGCUCUUCACGGAUGCAUUUGUUUCUCUAACCACCCCCCGCCCCAGUGUAGCUCCAGUUCUCUGGGGACCCCCUCGAACUCUGUAGUGGUACUUCCGUAACUAUGUUACAAAAAUGUAAUCUGGAACCUGCUGGGGCAAUGAGUGAGACCCAACAGCAAAACACUGAGGAGUCGAAAUUUGUGGAGCUGGAAAGAAGCCUGGAGACCACCGAGCCCACUCUUUCGCAGACGAGGACACAGGUCCCCAGAAGUGAGGUGGCCUGUCCCCUCUACAGGUCAGCAGCAGAACAGAAACUUCAACCCACGUCCUGUAGGUUGAACUUUUGUAUGGCCCCCAAAUUCAUACAGUGAGAAACCUAAGGUUUAAGGUGAUAGUAUUAGGAGGGGGGCCUUUAGGGGUGAUUAGGUCACAAGGGCAGAGCCUUCGUGGGGUCAGUACCGUGAGAAAAGAUGCCAUGUGGGGACACAGCCAGAAAGUGCCAUUGAUGAGCCAGUGAGCAGGUCCUCACCAGACACGGAGUCUGCUGGCGCUAUGAUCUUGAACUUCCCGGCCUCCAGAACUGGGAGAAAUAAAUGUUUGCAAGCCGC